This is a messenger RNA of Saimiri boliviensis boliviensis (Bolivian squirrel monkey), 2731 nucleotides long. RefSeq names its product solute carrier family 12 member 8 (gene SLC12A8). The record is from RefSeq and is a predicted model, not a curated record. Gene Ontology annotation, biological process: potassium ion import across plasma membrane; potassium ion homeostasis; cell volume homeostasis. Gene Ontology annotation, cellular component: membrane. Gene Ontology annotation, molecular function: potassium:chloride symporter activity. Lineage: Eukaryota; Metazoa; Chordata; Mammalia; Primates; Cebidae.
GGCCCGACCCUUGAGGAGGGAAAGCUGCUGCAGCCGCUCCUCUCCACCUGGACCCGAGACUCCCGGUGCUGGCGUGGCAGGGGUGCGCCCGCCCGGAAUGGACAGCUGGGACCCGCGCAACCGAGCCGGGGCAGCCACGUGGCGGCGGGGCGGGGACCGGGCGGGCCCGGCGCUGGAAGCCGGCUGUCCCGGGAGCAGAGGGGUCUCCCCGCCCAGACCGCCAGGAUCCCCGUUUGCUGGAGAAUGACCCAGAUGCCCCAGGUGCAGGAGCUCUUCCAUGAGGCAGCCCAGCAGGAGGCCCUGGCCCAGCCUCAGCCCUGGUGGAAGAGCCAGCUGUUCGUGUGGGAGCCCGUGCUGUUUGGGACCUGGGAUGGUGUGUUCACAUCCUGCAUGAUCAACAUCUUUGGAGUUGUGCUCUUCCUGAGGACUGGCUGGCUGGUGGGAAACACGGGAGUGCUCCUGGGCAUGUUUCUGGUGUCCUUCGUCGUCCUGGUGGCCCUCAUCACGGUGCUGUCUGGCAUUGGUGUCGGGGAGCACAGCAGCAUCGGCAGCGGUGGCGUCUACUCUAUGAUCUCCUCGGUCCUGGGCGGGCAGAUGGGAGGCACCAUCGGGCUGCUCUAUGUGUUUGGACAGUGUGUUGCAGGUGCCAUGUACAUCACCGGCUUUGCUGAAUCUAUCUCGGAUUUGCUGGGCCUCAGGAAUAUCUGGGCUGUGCGAGGAAUUUCAGUUGCGGUGCUUCUGGCCUUGCUGGGCAUUAACCUAGCAGGUGUCAAAUGGAUAAUCCGCCUCCAGCUGCUGUUGCUGUUCCUGCUGGCUGUGUCAACUCUGGACUUUGUGGUGGGUUCUUUCACCCACCUGGACCCAGAAAAUGGUUUUAUUGGAUAUUCACCCGAACUGCUACAGAACAACUUGCUGCCUGAUUACAGCCCCGGGGAGUCUUUUUUCACUGUCUUUGGGGUUUUCUUCCCAGCGGCUACAGGAGUCAUGGCCGGCUUCAACAUGGGGGGCGACCUCAGGGAGCCUGCCGCCAGCAUUCCCCUGGGCUCCCUGGCAGCUGUUGGCAUCUCGUGGUUUCUGUACAUCGUCUUCGUCUUCCUCCUGGGCGCCAUCUGCACUCGAGAGGCCCUUCGCUAUGACUUCCUGAUAGCCGAAAAGGUAUCCCUCGUGGGCUUCCUGUUCCUUUUGGGCUUAUACAUCUCGUCCCUGGCUUCCUGUAUGGGAGGACUUUAUGGAGCUCCCCGCAUCCUGCAAUGCAUUGCUCAGGAGAAAGUGAUCCCCGCACUUGCCUGUCUGGGACAAGGGAAGGGGCCAAACAAAACACCUGUGGCUGCCAUCUGCCUGACCAGCUUGGUGACCAUGGCCUUUGUCCUUGUGGGUCAGGUGAACAUUCUGGCCCCCAUCGUCACCAUCAAUUUCAUGCUGACGUAUGUUGCAGUGGACUACUCUUACUUCUCCCUGUCCAUGAGUUCCUGUAGCCUGCCCCCAGUGCCUGAGCCAGUGCUCAGGGAGGGCCCGGAAGGCCUCCAUUGCUCUGAGCACCUGCUCUUAGAGAAAGCUCCCAACUAUGGCUCUGAGAGACCUGCCCAAAGUGUCUGGGAGGGCACGCUGCUGGAAUUCACCAAGGACAUGGAUCAGCUCCUCCAGCUAACCAGGAAGCUUGAGAGUAGCCAGCCCAGGCAAGGAGAGAGUAACAGGACCCCAGAGAAUCAGAAGAGGAAAAGCAAGAAGGCGACCAAGCAGACCCUCCAAGAUAGCUUCCUCUUGGACCUCAAAUCCACUCCUUCUUUCCCUGCUGAGAUCUCUGAUGGAUUGUCCACUGCCUCCUGGGAGGGACAGGAGUCCUGCUGGAACAAGCAGACUUCCAGGAGUGAAGCGACUUGGCCUGGGGGAACAUAUGAAGAGCAACUUGUGUCUGAGCUGUGCAACCAAUCUGAGCCCAGUGGAGAAGAUUUCUUCCUGAAGUCCAGGCUCCAAGAACAAGAUGUCUGGAGAAGACCAACUUCUUUCUAUAGCCACAUGUGCAACCCCUGGGUCUCCUUGUUGGGGGCUGUUGGGUCCCUUCUCAUCAUGUUUGUGAUACAGUGGGUGUAUACCCUGGUUAACAUGGGUGUUGCUGCCAUUGUGUAUUUCUACAUUGGCCGGGCCAGUCCAGGGCUUCACCUUGGAUCAGCCUCCAACUUCAGCUUUUUCCGGUGGAUGAGGUCUCUCUUGAUCCCCUCCUGCAGGAGCUUGCGGUCCCCUCGGGAGCAGAUCAUCUUGGCGCCAUCCCUGGCUAAGGUUGACAUGGAGAUGACUCAGCUCACCCAGGAGAACGCAGACUUCGCCACUCGGGAUCGCUACCACCACUCCUUCCUCAUGAGUCAGGAGCAGCUGAUGCCUCACUACUAGAUGCAGUACAGGGAGCUGUCCCAUGCACAGCGGACCCAAUCCCGGAACCUUCGUGGGGCUGCUUCUCCUCCAUGAGAAACUAAAGACCCAUCCUCUCGCUGUCAUUUUAGACAAUGGAAAUCUACAUUUUCUUAGAACAUAUGGAAGAAGGAAAAAGACAAAAAAGGAAAUCUGCAUUCUGCUCUGAGGAUCACAUUUCACCCGGGGUGACAUCAGGAAUGGUGCUGGCCUCUGCAACACCCAGUCUGAAGAGUUCUACACAGGUACCAAGCCUAGAGAGGACACCAGUACUUCUGGGUGUGGGGAACUGGAACUGAACAACAACCAGAUUGCUCGUGCAGAG